CAGCAUCUUUUAUUUUGUUGAGCCCUCUACUUCAUUUAAAAUAUUUUUGUGGUUGCAUUUUAGUGUUUUGUCUGCUGUAACUCAAAGAUGCUCUUUGGUUUCACUGCACAUCUUUCCCAUUUUCUUAGCAAAAUAUAAAUAAAUUAGGGGUGGCAAAAGACUUUUGCACUGUACUAUUUAAAUCUAUUUGUGCCUUACUGUAUGUUUAGUAAGGUAAAAUAUUUCAGGUAAAUAUGUGUGUACAUUUUCAGUUUCACCUCUUUCCACUUAGCAGAACAAAGUAUUUGUAGUUGUUUAAGUGGGAGAUCUGAAUGUUAUAUUUUCAGUCUUUGUAGUAGAGACAGUGGGAGUAAUAAAUGGUUUCACGACUGAGUGAAAUGAAAGCCCAUCAGUUUGUUGGAAGAAAAUGCCGUAAUCUCUUCAAACAUAAUGACAAUCACUUACACAGAAGUUAGGGACAUGUGUUUUCUCAGUGCAGGCUGAGUUGUGAGGCCCUGCCUGCCCUUCAGGAGAGGAGUUUGAUCCCUCGCAGAGCUAUUUGGACCUCUGCAUUGUUGAACCCUGGUGUUGAAUGUGAGCUAAAUCCUUUGGCCAGAGGAAUAGGGGCUUUAUUACAACCUUUAAACAAAUCUCUGUAAGGAGAUACCUGUGUGUUUAGAGAAGGAAUGAUUAUCUCCAAAUACUGACAAGAAUCUUGCAUGAGAUUUAAUGCAGGUUUCUAUUAACCACCCUACCAUCUGGUCUUGUUCUCCUGGUGAUUUAAUAGGACUGUAUAACUGAAAUUCAAUGCUGGUACGGGUUAAACUGUACUUCUCAGGAAGCAGCUGCAGAGGAGAUGCAGGAAUUUGUUACCAUAUGUUUAUUUCAGAAUUUAAUCUGUUUAAUGUUUAAUCUGUUUUUCCAGAGUCACAAUUUGAUGGAUAGUCUAUCUCGUGUUUCUUCGAACAGUAUAAAAAACAUCUAAUACAUCCAUGUUAGGAGAUUUUUAUUUUUGUUAUUUUAUCCCUGGUACUAGCUAUUAUUUUCAGUUAAGACUUACAUUCUGAUGAUUUUCUUAAUCAAUUCCUUGGUCUGUAGUGAUUUAGAGGCCAAUAUGUUGCCUUCAAAUUGCCCUUUGAUCACGAGUCCAAAUCAUAAAUACAUUAUUUAAAUGCUGCUUUCUUUCCCGCUAGCAAUCCACUGUUUUAGUAAAUGUGAAAAAAGUUCAUAAGCAAAAAAAAACAGCAAAUGAAAUCUGAGAGUGGUUGAUAUUUUUCCUAAAAUAUUAACCCUUACCUUGUUCUUCUAUCUCAGUCAGACUCAUCUUGUAGCUGUAAAGUGUAAGCUAAGAUGGCGAUGGUGAAAGUGGUCAGCUUGAGGCAGCGGGUGAUGUCCUGGUGGUCAAGCAACAAAACUACUGUAGUAUUUCCAGAACCCUUUCUUUAAGUUUUUCAUCUAGCAAUUCAUUUUCACUGCUGCUGGCAUAUGACGUAAUAAACACAGAGCAAUAUGACGUUUAACUGAAUGAAUUGGUAGCAUAGAUCUGUUCACAAUUUCCACUUUAGAUUUUUGAGUCAGGAUCAAACAAAUAUCUGGCCCAAGCUAUCCGGGAUAGCCAAAAUAUUGGUACUUUUGAAUGGCACAAAAAAAAAUUGGGGGCUUUGCGUUGUGGAGAAGUAAUGAUCAUGCCACUGAAGCUUCUUUUUUAGUUAAGAGUGGAAUUUUUGAGGACAGACUAAUGCAAACAAAUUUACAAGCCAAAUUCGGACAUUGCUUUAAAAACUCCAGAGUCCGGUAGGAUCUCUUUAAGGCUGUACUGCUUUAAAUGUAAUACUGAAGACAGCAUGACAUCACCAUUUUAAUUUAGCAGUUUCCAUAUGUAAAGUCAGUGGAAGUGUUUUGAAUUUUAUCCAAACUACGCAAUUUAUGUCGUUUGUCUGACCUGCAUACUACGAGUAUGUUUCUAGCAGAGGGUCUUGUCCUGUGAUCCAAGCAGAUCUGUGAUUCUUUGCUGCUUUGCUAAGAAAUUUUUUAGGUAUUAGGAGAGGAAGCUGUGUUUUGGUCUGCUGCUGUGCUCCAGGUUUGGAGGAGGCCCAGGCUCAGCUGGCUUUUCUCUCAAAGACUGACUGACCACAGAGACAUACCAGUGUGGAGGGGGGGUGGUUACACUCUCCCCACAGCGUCAGCCCACUGCAUGUUAGGUGUUUCCCCCCCCACCCUUCUCUGAAAAUGGACACUGCUGGUGUAUUUAUAAACCCCAACCUCAGCCAGGCUCUCUGUCUUAAACACAGUUAAGGAGCUGUUCGUAUUCAGAGUCAUGCUGAGCUUUGCUGUCGUGCUUUCUAGACGUUGAAUUCUGUCGCUUUGCUUGUGAAACGUUGCCUGGAGGCUCAUCAGAUGAAAACAGAGUUUUGAGAUCGACCAUUGGAAAAAGAGAGACCCUAAAAGAGGAGAAAUGGAAAAGCCAGUGUUGCAGACACAGCCUUCCACCUUGCCUUUUUUCGACACGGCCCACGCCUUCAACCUGCUUCGAGGAAUUCACGAACUGCGUGCCGAACGAAAGUUUUUCGAUGUGACUUUAUGUGCCGAGGGGCGUGAGUUCCACUGUCAUCGCACGGUGUUGGCCGCUGCCAGCACCUACUUCCGGGCUAUGUUUGCAGGGACACUCAGGGAGAGUGUUAUGGACCGGGUUGUUUUACACGAGGUGUCAGGUGAGCUCUUAGGUCUGCUGGUGGACUUCUGUUACACAGGACGGAUCACCGUCACUCAGGAUAACGUGGACCUGCUUCUGAAGACGGCCGAUCUGUUUCAGUUCCCCUCAGUCAAAGAGGCAUGUUGUGCUUUUCUGGAGCAGCGGUUGGAUGUUUCCAACUGUUUAGAGAUCCAGGACUUUGCAGAGGCCUAUGCUUGCAAAGAGCUGGCAGCCAGCGCACGGCGUUUUGUCCUCAAAAACAUAAUGGAGCUAGCUAAAGGGACAGACUUUGAACGCUUGCCAUGGAAACGCCUCCUUGAGUUUGUGUCGGAUGAUGAGCUUUGUGUGGACAAGGAGGAGACAGUUUAUCAAAUUGCAGUGCGUUGGGUGAAGGCUGAUCUCCAGCGACGACUACACUAUUGGCCCGAGCUCCUCCAGCAAGUCCGACUCCCCUUUGUCAGGAGGUUCUUCCUGUUGGCCCAUGUGGAGAGCGACCCACUUGUCUACCUUUCACCCACCUGUCUCCGUAUGGUGAAUGAAGCGCGUAGCUUCCAGUCCUGUGAAUACGACCGUCACGACAGACCUUGUCAUCGCAUGCGGCCUCGGCCGUCCACGGGAUUGGCAGAAAUCCUGGUGGUGGUAGGAGGCUGCGACCAGGACUGUGAUGAGCUGGUCACAGUGGACUGUUACAACCCUCAUACUGGACAGUGGCGCUACUUGGCUGAAUUCCCCGACCACCUGGGAGGAGGCUACAGCAUAGCAGCACUCGGAAAUGAUAUGUAUGUUACAGGUGGCUCUGAUGGCUCCCGCCUCUAUGACGGUGUGUGGCGCUACAAGUCCAGCGUGAACGAAUGGACAGAAGUGUCACCCAUGCUGAAGGCUCGUGAAUAUCACAGCUCCUGCAUCCUGAAGGGCCAGCUGUAUGUGGUGGCUUCGGACAGCACAGAGCGUUACGAUCAGGCUCUGGACUGCUGGGAGGCCCUGCCAGCCAUGCUGCAUCCGAUGGAUAACUGCUCCACCACCGCAUGCAGCGGACGCCUGUAUGCCAUCGGCUCUCUGACCGGUGAGGACACCAUGGUCAUCCAGAGCUACGAUGCAGACACCAACCGCUGGACCAUGGUCAACUGUGGACAGCUGCCUCCGUGGUCCUUCACACCGAAAACUGUUACCCUAAAUGGCCUCAUCUACUUUGUCAGGGAUGACUCAGCUGAAGUUGAUGUUUAUAAUCCUCAAAAGAACAAGUGGGACAAAAUUAGUCCGAUGACCCAGGUCCAUGUUGGAGGCAGUGUGGCGGCCCUGGGGGCUAAAUUGUACGUGUCUGGUGGUUACGACAAUACGUUUGAGCUGUCCGAUGUCGUAGAAGCCUACGACCCGGCCACCCGCACUUGGAGUCUUGCUGGACGAUUACCUCAGCCGACCUUCUGGCAUGGCAGCGUCAGCAUUUUCCGGCAGUUCAUGCCCCUGGUGUCGAGCGCAUUCGAACCCACUGACAUACCCGAGUCAAACGGCAUUCUCCUGCACCGGCAUCACCGACACCACGCGCUCCACAAUCUCAAUAACCUCAACCAGAACCAGAAUCAGGAUCUGAACGCGGCACACUGAUCUCGAAACCUCGAAACCCCCAUUGACCAUGUUCUCCCUCAUCGUGCCCUCAGUGUACUGUGAAUUUACCUCAUCGCUUUGCUAAAGCUGUCAAAGUCAGAAAAGAAGACUGAGCUAGUCUUAGUCUGUUGACUGGACAGAAAGGCCUGGAGCCAGAUGGAUAGAUGCACACAGAUAUUUUAUUUAUCCCACAGGGGGAAAAGUCUAAGUUACAUCAGCAAUGCUAAGAAAAACAUCCAUAAGCUUCUGCAGAUUAGAGUGAAGUAAUGUUUACGCACUACAGAAAUGCAUACCUGUUAUUUUCUAUAGUCACCUGAUUGUUUUGUUCACAACUUCCAAGUCGUUUCACCACAUUCACCACCUUUUGAGAUUAUUUGCAUAUUAAUACUAGUGGCAACCCAGCUCUCGCUAAACCUCUUUGUCUCUAUCAGAAAACACUACACACAGCUGUGAAUUUAUAGCACUUACACAAUAAUGAAUUUACCUGUAAAACAUCUUGGCAGCAUUGGUCAAAUUUAAUCUCCUCCUUAUGAUUUUUGAUAUAUGCCUGGAAUCCACAUUCAUCUUUUACCAGUAUAUGUGUGAGAAAUUGUCUAUGCAUGGAUAUAUUGUAUAAACAUUUGGCUCCUUGUAUCCCCAGUGGACUGCAUUAUCCACUACACGGAUUGCAUUCUCGGGGGGCUCUGUACAAAAGCUCUAGAGAGCUGCUGGUUUUGUGGCUUAAUAACCAGGCUUGCAGUUUAUUUUGGUUAUACAAGAGAAACCACUUUGAGUUAGUGCUGAAAUAAUGAAUUUAUUAUGUAGUUGAUCGAUGGAACUGUUUUUAUAAUAGGUUAAAUGUCAAUGGUUUCAGCUUUAGCUGUGCUUUUUUGUAUUUAUAUAUUUAUUCACAUUGUAAACAUUCAGCUUUAGACUGUUUGUUGGGUAAAAUAAAUAUUUAAAGAGGUUAUCAUUCUGGUGUGCCAGAUUGUGAUGGGGGUCCUAACUACCCUUACAGCUGGAGACCAGAAAGCUCCUGUUGAGUGGUUGGCGAGAGCCAUAUACAGGUGUGAAGAAGAACUGGAUUAUGGUGCAGGGUCACUUCUAAGUUGUAUCCGUUAAAGUUCCUGCUGGUCAGUAAUGCCUUACUGGCCUUGAUCUUGGACUCACCAUUGGCUUAUACAUUUUGAGAUUAUUACCAACUGAAAGUAAAAUUCAAAUUAGAAAGAUUAAAACGGGGGAAUUUUUGCAUUGAAGGUGGGCGUUUGUCAGCUGUGGCUGUGCAUAAAAGGAAACGAUGCAAAUUCUCAACUUUAUUGCAUCAGUAAACACUUAACUGACUAGUUAAUGGUCUCAGUUCCUUGUUUUAUUUUUCUUUCAGUACAGCAUUUUCUAAAAUAUGGUUCUGUUUAUAGUAAAUUAGCUGGUAAAGCAGGGUGUCUUCGCUAAACUUGAUGUUCCAGUGGUGGUGUAUGUAAACCAGUGAGUAAGAUCAUGCUAGCUGCGUUUAUAUGUGACCUGUUGUGUUGGCACUGUAUCCAGCAUCCAUGUAUGAACUGUAGUUAUAGUGGAGAUUAUUUUCACUUGCCAAAACCACACUUAAGAAUUGAAACAGAUGUGGUGAGGUAUCAGACAGGUCCACACAGUGUGCAUCAACUUUAGCUUUUCUAUGGGAACUAUCUGCUGAUGUCAACUACACAGUGGAUGGGAGUUAUCUCCUACAGGGUGAGGUGUGUCUGCGUGUGGACAUUUCUGUGUUCAGUGUGUUACUUAUGAGUUUCUGUUGGUGUUUGUUUUGUUUUUCAUUUAUGAACAUAGAAAAGUGAAAGUUAAAAGCGAAAUCUGCUAAAUUAAAGUCAGAUCACAAAAUGUGAAUAAAACAGUUGAGAGGGUGCUGCGAGAAACACGAUUAAAUGGCAGUAACAGUUAAGCUUGAAGAAAUGAAGAAGUUUUAAAAUGAAGUAAAUCUCCAAGUAAGUGAGCUUAAUAAAACUCUGAAGCUGCUGCUCGUCUCUGCUUGAGGCCUGCAGCUCGAGGCUACAUUAGCUGCUACUGGCAGACAAUCUGCAUUAUGGGUGACGUAGGCUUGGGUGAGGAGAGGAAUAAAAACAACAUAUCUCUGGUUUUGCAGCAGUUUUGCUCUGAGUGGAUUAUUUCUUUAACAAGUAAAAGCCAAAUAUUUUAACAGAAACCACAAGAAUCUGUUUGCAUUCCAAAGUCAAAAAUUGAUAUCCAGAACUAAACAGGCAUACAGCCGUAUGGUUAAAAUGUUAAUCCUUACCCGGAGAAAUCUGUGUGCUGAGAAAUCAUCAUAGUAGAAUUUCAAGUUGGCUGCAUGUGAUGUUAACUUGCACUGAGUUGAUUCUGUUUUUAGUGAUUCUUGGGCUGCACGGCAUGUCCUCAUGACACUCUAGACUCUUAAACAGGGCUAUAUCAGCCUCUAUAACCAUGCAUGAAGUUUUUUUUUUUUAAUGUAUUUCAUUUAAUGUUUAACGUUUUAAUGUUUUCACUGUUAUACUGUUUUCUUAUUUAUGGAUAUAUUUGUGCUGUGAUUGCUUCUGAAGUUCCUGCCUAUCGGCUGCAAAAAGAUCAGUGGCUCUUCGUAAACGCUGGUGAUGAGUCGUCAGUUACAACUGGAAGUGCAAAAAAAAUCUCAGUUUGUUGUCGAGUAGGAUAUAUUUUUGCUUCGUUUGAAGUAGUAUAUUUGUGUGUUUCCAUGCUGUUGUCAUUACACCAUUGUUUUCAGUGUUCAGUCUGUGAUGUUGAACAGGUUUGUAAAUACAGUAUAUUCUUAACCUUAUUUGCUGUGUUUGUACACUGUUUCCACGGUGGCUACUAGGAAUUAAACUGCAGGCAGGUCUGACGUAGUUUAUUCUGCUGAGUCACAAUGAUUUGCUCUCAGCAAGGUUGCAGCAAAUAUUUCAGUGAAACAGUUGACAGUAGCUUCGAAAGACUGAAAUAAACACAAGCUCACUAAAACAUAAAA
Haplochromis burtoni (Burton's mouthbrooder) is the source of this 7238-nucleotide messenger RNA. It is a transcript of the gene klhl21, whose product is annotated as kelch-like family member 21. Gene Ontology annotation, biological process: protein ubiquitination. The transcript is spliced from 5 exons. Lineage: Eukaryota; Metazoa; Chordata; Actinopteri; Cichliformes; Cichlidae. The record is from RefSeq and is a predicted model, not a curated record. Gene Ontology annotation, molecular function: protein binding. The coding region runs from base 2435 to 4273 and encodes 612 amino acids.